CAUCCUGCUUCUCAAUAUCUUCAUUGGUAAGGCUCUAUUUUCUACCAAUGAUAAAAACUGUGGCAUUGAUACGGGUCAUUGGCUUCGAACUAAUAUACUGCCUUUGCUCCUUAGCUCUCAUGAACGAUGCCUUCAACGAGAGCAGUGUACAGGGUGAAGUCGCUUGGCUGAAGCAAUGGUCGGAAGUUGUUGCCGAUGUCGAAGUCUUUUACAUGUCCAACACUUCUCACCACAACCACAACUUUUUCCCGGAUUACAUCUACUACGGAGCAAGCGAAAAGGACGCUGAAGUGUACGGAUCUCAGUACUACAUUGCGAACAAGUCGAACCUUUCAUUGGAAAACAGGUUUGUAGUGGAAGCGGUUUCCGCCGAACAGAAUACCAUUCAAAUGGCCCAGAGAGGAAUAAUCCACGAUGUGCAGAAAAUGGAACGACAACAGGAUAUAGCGACCCAGGAGAUCGCAGAGAUGAGAGAGCUCAUGAAACAAACUAGAGAUGAAUUAUUGAGCGAGAUGAGGAGACUGAUGGCAGCACCUGCGAACCAGAAGAAUGUACUUACCGAAGGCAAUGAGCAGUCUGCAACUUCUUCGCCUGUCACGCAAGAAUCAUCUUUCUCGAAAUCCAGCAGGGAUAUCAGUUCUCCUGAUCGCGAAAAGGUCAUUCAGAACAAGACCAGCAGCUCAUCAGUUCUAAACCAACGACAGCAACAGAACCUGGAUGCCAUCUACACAGCGGAUGAUUCGCGCAAAGCGCAGCAAAGACUUGAGGACAACAACGCCAGCCAUCCAGUCUAUGUUAAGCCUCAGGAGCACCAAGAUAACAAUAGCGAUAGCGAUGAUAGCGAGAACGAGGACAAGAACGACAAGAGCACUCCUUACCAGUCCUCACCAUCUCAUGUACCAAGAUAUCACUCGCAGCGUGACCAGACUCAGCACUAUCCUCAGCAGCAGGAUCCUCCCAGGAGGGCACAGAGUGAUGGCCAGUUGACAAGCCUGCCCCAUGAGGUUGUAGAGUAAAACGCUCGCUCUUUGCCUCCAUCUGAUCACAAUCCCUCUGAAAUGAAUAACUAAUACACGUGCAGAUGCCAUUCACUACUUCAUACAUGUUGAUAUCGCAAUAAGCGAUGCUUUGCUAAAUAAACGCCAGCUUGACUAUUUUCUGAAACGAUCGAGAUUACAAGAACCAGUUUAAGGUUAAGGACAUUUAAAGUUUGGGCUGAGCUUUUGUGGAUGAAACAUGACCACCUAUUGCGUGUUCAUCAAAGAUGACCAGCCCCUUCACAUCACGAAUCCAUACGCACCUGCACUUGAAUACAACGCUCCAUCCUGAUUGGAUUUGAAUGUUUGCUAUCCCUG
Messenger RNA from Gamsiella multidivaricata, 1355 nucleotides. RefSeq lists its product as uncharacterized. The transcript has 3 exons. Lineage: Eukaryota; Fungi; Mortierellomycota; Mortierellomycetes; Mortierellales; Mortierellaceae. The record is from RefSeq and is a predicted model, not a curated record. The annotation marks the transcript as partial.